CUUCCGGGAUAGUAAAGGUCGACCCCCGCAAGAUGGCGGCCCCCUUGGAGCUCAGUUGCUGGGGAGGCGGCUGGGGGCUCCCAUCGGUUCACAGCGAGUCCCUGGUGGUGAUGGCUUAUGCCAAAUUUUCUGGUGCACCCUUGAAAGUCAAUGUGAUAGAUAACACCUGGAGAGGUUCAAGAGGCGAUGUACCAAUUUUGACAACUGAAGACAACAUUGUUUCUCAGCCAGCAAAAAUAUUAAACUUUUUAAGAAAACAGAAAUAUAAUGCUGAUUAUGAACUCUCAGCAAAACAAGGGGCAGAUACAUUGGCUUAUAUUGCUCUCCUCGAAGAGAAGCUUCUCCCUGCAGUGCUUCACACAUUCUGGGUUGAGAGUGACAAUUACUUUACUGUGACAAAGCCAUGGUUUGCUUCACAAAUUCCUUUUCCUUUGAGCUUGAUUCUACCUGGAAGAAUGUCUAGGGGAGCACUGAACAGGAUCCUCCUGACCAGAGGACAGCCUCCCCUCUACCACCUCCGAGAAGUGGAAGCACAGAUAUACAGAGAUGCCAAGGAGUGCCUAAAUCUUCUAUCAAACAGAUUGGGAACAUCUCAGUUUUUCUUUGGAAAUACGCCUUCUACCUUGGAUGCCUAUGUUUUUGGUUUUCUUGCACCUCUUUACAAAGUACGGUUUCCUAAAAUUCAGCUACAAGAACAUCUGAAACAGCUCUCCAACCUCUGUCGCUUUUGUGAUGACAUCCUGAGCAGUUAUUUUAGGAUUAGUCUUGGAGGCAUCUCUCCAGCUGGACAAGAUAUGGUAGAUGCAAAUCUGCAGAAACUCACACAACUUGUAAAUAAGGAAUCCAACUUGAUUGAAAAGAUGGAUGACAAUCUUCGCCAAAGCCCUCAGCUUCCUCCUCGGAAACUGCCAACACUUAAACUGACUCCAGCAGAAGAAGAAAAUAAUUCCUUCCAACGGCUUUCACCCUGACAGUACUCAUGCUUUGUGGCCAAAGUCAAACGAUUGUUGCAGUAAUCUCUUACACCUAGUGUGUGAAGGCAAAAGCAAGCUUAGGUAUUAAGGAAGACUCUAAACCAAAAGGAACUUUCUAUGACAUCUAUUUUUAUUAUUAAUAUUAUUAUUAAGAAGCUUGUAUUCUAGCUUGGCAGUGCAUUUUAAAUAAUUGUACUGUAUACAGAAAAACUGCCUUAUUCAUGGCAGAUUUUUGCCUUUGGUUCACAUGUUGCUGACCAAAAGCUACCAUUCUGUUCUCAAUGUGCACUCCUAAUUUAUUUGAGUUAAUUUAUUCAGUUUAUUAACUUAGUUUUCUUAGAUCAGGCUGAAUACCUAAUAUGUGGCUCUUUGGCUGAGGCUUUUUACUUCUGUUUAGAAAUUUGAUGCCUAUUUUAGGAACCAGAAAAAGAUAAAUUGCUUCAGUAGAAGAGACCAUAUUUAACUUUAAAAAGUGAUAAGGAAUGUGCUUUUUAAUUAUGCUCUCACAAGUCUAAUCUUUUGGGGGUUUAGUAGCACUUAGAUAAAUAUUAGAGGUGGUUACAUAUAAUAACGUCUGAUAAUAUGCACUUCAGUAUAACAUUGGUCUUUGCCGAUGUGUUCAAUAUGGGUUAAGAUGGGUUCUUUUAGUUUUCUUGGGCAAAUGUGACAGUUUUAGACUUAUGUCUUUGUAGUAAAUCUUUAGUUGUCUUUCUUGUAUUAAUUCCAGGAGAGCUGAACGUAGUGGUCAUCGUUACUAUGCUAAGCUGUAACAUGUUUCUGAAAUUGCUCAAUUGCUAGACACUAUUCAGGAGGAGCCCAUAGCCAGGGUAGUAGAAAUACUGUGCAUCUGGUCCAAGUUCUUUAAUCUUGGCCCAGGCUAAUAUUUUUCAUAAGAUGCAUAUCAUGUAAACAGCUUUCUGACAACUAAUUAUUUUCCGUAUGUCAUAUGUUUCACCUACAGUUGAAGAAUACAAAGGAACAAUCAGAAAUUGCAGCUUUUAAAGAAUAUUUUCUAUUUAUUGGUUGCUGAACUGUUAAAAGACGUGCUGGGGUAAUUUUACUUAUAAUAGAAACUUGCUUAUUUUAGUGGUUGAGAUGCUUCUGUUGUCCUAAAACCACUUCUGAGGUUUUUAAAAUACAGAACCAUGUUUUGGAUUAAUGUCUUAAAAGAUUACUAUGGUGCUUAGCCAAUCUUAUCAAGUCCUGCAGAAACCCAUAUGUUAAGAAAAUGAGCUUUGUAGUCAAAAAACUCAUCUAAUUUGAGCUGAGUAGAGCUCAGCUAUGUUUGACCCACAUCCUUUGAAUUUGUUCUGUAUUUAGGUAGCUAUUUAUACAGUACUCCUUAAGUCAUUGUAAAUAUUUUUUCUUGAAAAUUUUAACCAAAUGAGAAAUAAGGUAGUCUUCAAAACGUUGGUUAUCUGUUUGGAUGUAUUUAGGGAAAGUACCUCAUGAGAUGCACAUGACUUCUACAACGGUGUGUGUGUGUGCGUUUAUGUGUGUGUUUCAGUCAUCUUCAAAGGCAGAUUAUUAGAUUCCAGCAGCCUGAAAUCUAAAUAGUUUAUAUUGGAAAUCAUGACUUGGAGACUUCUUUAUUGUUCUCUAGGAUGGAUGUAUAUUGGAGAAGGGUGGUUAGCACGUUCAUUAGACAUCUGUUUAUGCUUUGAUCAGAGCCAGUCAUUUUUAAUUAUGAUUUAUAUCAGACCCUCCAAAAGUAUUUGAAGUAUAUUACAGUUAUAAUGUACAUUACAUGCAUAUUACAAGUAUAUUACAUGUAAACAGAACAAUUAUUUAAAAUUUUUAAAUUUUAAGGAAUUUUAAAAUAUUAAAAAUUUAAAUUAAAAAUUUGUAGAGGAUAGAACUAUGUCAGCACUGACAGAUUCUAAAAUUAAGUGAUAAAUUUAACUCCAAGUUUCUCCAUGGGCAAAGUCAAAAGAUAAUGCUAGGUUAUGUCAGUUUUUCUUUUAAUAUAACCACUGAUGUCCAUUAGGAAGAAAAAUCUGUUUCAAGUUUUACAAGAACAGGGAGCCCAUGUUCUUCUGAUAUGUAGACUUUGAUAAAGAAGCAUACUGUAAUGUUUCAUGAAUCAAAAUUUUAAUCAGAGGAGGUCAUUUUAGAAUAACAAGUAUUUGUCUUUUUUAGUAGAGGGAA
Cebus imitator (Panamanian white-faced capuchin) is the source of this 3122-nucleotide messenger RNA. RefSeq names its product metaxin 3 (gene MTX3). The coding region runs from base 33 to 971 and encodes 312 amino acids. The transcript has 9 exons. Lineage: Eukaryota; Metazoa; Chordata; Mammalia; Primates; Cebidae. Gene Ontology annotation, biological process: mitochondrion organization. Gene Ontology annotation, cellular component: SAM complex. The record is from RefSeq and is a predicted model, not a curated record.